This is a messenger RNA of Scatophagus argus, 5962 nucleotides long. It is a transcript of the gene adgra1a, whose product is annotated as adhesion G protein-coupled receptor A1a. NCBI's taxonomy places the organism in Eukaryota, Metazoa, Chordata, Actinopteri, Scatophagidae. The record is from RefSeq and is a predicted model, not a curated record. Gene Ontology annotation, biological process: cell surface receptor signaling pathway; G protein-coupled receptor signaling pathway. Gene Ontology annotation, cellular component: plasma membrane; postsynaptic density; glutamatergic synapse. The coding region runs from base 378 to 2378 and encodes 666 amino acids. Gene Ontology annotation, molecular function: G protein-coupled receptor activity. The transcript is spliced from 7 exons.
UGCUCACUACGUAACAUGCGGCACAUCGUUACAGGCAAAUGGAGCGCAGCCAGUAUCUUCACUGACCUGGAUUGAGGAGGUUCUGGAUUGUAGUCAUCUGAGAGGAGGUGAAGAUAAAACCACAGAUGGAGUCGGGACCGGGAGGCCGUGGCUGCCCGUCAGCGCUACUCCUGGAGCUGCCAAGUUGGAUGAAGAGCACCACCCUGCUGGGCAAAGUCCUGUGAUCCCAUCAUCUUCUGCUGCACCUGGAGUGUUGGAGGAGGAACAGCUUGGUUAAACAUCCUCUACAUGGAGCCUGAGGGCGCAGGCUAGGGGGCAGCAGGGGCCUCCAGGAGAGACCAGAGCUUCACACCUGAAGUGUAACUGCACCAAGGCUAAUGGAUUUAAAGAGAGUGCUGUCCUUCCCACCAUACCCCGGGGAUUACUUGCAUCCAGUGGUGUAUGCCUGCACAGCAGUCAUGCUGCUCUGUUUGCUCGUCUCUAUCAUGACAUAUAUUGUGCACCACAGCGUGAUCCGUAUCAGCAGGAAUGGUUGGCACACACUCCUCAACUUCCUCUUUCACACGGGGCUGACAUUUGGAGUCUUUGCCGGGGGCAUCAAUCAGAUCAACUUACCUUUUGUGUGUCGAAUUGUUGGCAUCGUGCUCCACUAUGCUUCUUUGUCUACAAUGCUGUGGCUGACAUUUACUGCCAGAAACAUCUGUAAAGAUGUAGCCAAAGACCCACUUCGGACCCAGGAGAGGAAUGGGCCAUCGCAAACUCGCACCAAACCAACCAUCCUUAGAUUUUAUCUUGUAAGUGAUGGAAUCCCUCUCAUAAUUGUUGGAGUUACGGCAGCAUUUGGUAUGGAUAACUAUGGCAGCAGGGAUGAUGCUUUGUAUUGCUGGAUGGCCUGGGAACCAAGCCUGGGAGGUUUCUUUGCUCCCAUGAGUCUUCUAGUCUUAGUCAUGUCUGUGUACUUCUUGUGCACCUAUAUUCAGCUUAAACGUCACCCAGAAAGGAAGUACGAACUGCGAGUUCUGAGUGAGGAGCAGCAGCAGUUAUCAUCCAGUGAGUCAAACCAUCAGUGCCACACGGACACUGGGGGAGCAUCUGGGCCUACUGUGGACUGUCCGCCAUUUGCAACUGGUGUGUCAGUUCUGGCCAAUGAGCACUCAUUUAAAUCUCAGCUCCGGGCCACAGCCUUCACUCUCUUUCUCUUCCUGGCUACCUGGGCUUUAGGAGCAUUGGCAGUGUCAUUGGGACAUUUCCUGGAUAUGAUAUUCAGCUGCCUGUAUGGGGCUUUUUGUGUCACUCUAGGACUCUUCCUUCUCAUCCAGCACUGUGCCAAACGUGAUGACGUAUGGCACCGCUGGUGGGCUUGCUGCCCAUCCAAGUCCAAGACUAAGAAAGAUGAGGGGAAUGGUGACGGACAGAACCAGAGUCGGGAGCUUCAUCAGCCACACUGCCACUUGAACUCCCCAUGCUCAGGCAAGCAGCCGCUACUUUCCCCUCACCUUGUGCAGGGUCCUUACCACAAAAUGACACCACCUCCCCAGAGCCCUACAUCCAAUCACACGGGUCCAUGCUGCGUGGCCAUGAUGGGUCCUGUUACUCCAACCCCCAUCUCCCCUCUUGCUGAGCCGGUGUCGUUGCCACGUCCGCAGUCGCUUUCUGAUGAGCUCCCUCGUCCCCCUCUGCCUCUACAGAGCUGCCUUAAUAACAGAACAAAGUCACGUUCCUUCAACCGCCCACGCCCAUGCCUUCAGGACUACCGUUCUCACAUGACUUCCACUAGUAUGGAUGGGAGUGUGCAUAGCUCCCAUCUGGACAGCCCUCACGCUGCACACCACCUUGAAGGUUCACCUCUGGUUUCCAACAGCCCACACCCAGACAUCCCGCUUCCCUGCCCCAGCCCUCACUUGGAUAAGCAGCUGGCUUCGUGCCACAGUUUGCAACGGCAGACCUCCUGUCACAGUGUACAAGACUCAAUGACUUCCUGCCACAGCCGUGCACACAACAUGCAUGACAGCAUUACUUCCUGUCACAGCCUCCUCCUACCUUCUCACGGAGUCCACACCUGCCAGUGGCACAUGUACAGCUCAGCAGACCACUCUUCCACUACAAGCUGCUGUGAGAAGCCCGACCCUUUCACUUUGCAAUAUCAGCAAGACCCUGACACAUACAGCUGCAUGUCAAAGACAACAGAGAAAGAAAAAGAUAAUCUCUGUGUGGAGCAGCACGGUUUCCCAAGGAAUACUCUGCCUCGGCAGCAUGCCAACGUCAGCCGGCGAGGCACCAUUGGCCGAAACAGGAGCCUGCAGGAAGAGGGCCUGUUUGGUUCAGACGCCACAGGAAACAUACGAACUGGCCCUUGGAAGAAUGAAACCACUGUGUAGUUUUAUUAUGCUUAUACUUGCCAGACCUUCAGGCAGCCCUGUAAUUGAAUUGCUCCCUAAGUGUUUGGGUCUGAAUGCCUUCAGCUUUGUCCUUAAACCAUAGGUUGAGUUUUCAGUCCGGCCUUGUAUCCCAAUGACACUUCAUAACCCUUUAUAACAAAGUUAUCUUAAGUGUGUUACUAAUCAGUUUUUGUAAGGAAUACACAAAAAGGGUUAAAUUAAUGUUGAAUUAAUAUUUUGUUCCAUGCAUUUUAAAGGUGCAAUCAGUAGUGUAUGGCUCUUUCGGGACACAGAAGUUAGCACGGUCACAAAAAGAGGGUCUUGAAUUCGAGUGAAGUUUAGGACUUUUUUGUGUAGAGUUUGAAUGUUCUCCCCGUUUGUGUCAGUUGUUCCACUCUCCAUUUCAAAGACUUCAAGAUCAGGUACAAGUAAACUCCGACCUAGAAAGCAGGGGACCUGAUCCUAAACAGACCAGCGGGAAAACAUACCCAAACUCAAUGUGCAUAACUAAAUUUUCUAAAAACAAGACAUGACCCCAAUGGAACUUGAUGACGGCCAGUCCUGAUCUGGAUAGACCCAAAAACUGUGACAACACAGUGGUCGAUGAGGCAGCAACUAAAGGGAAAUUGUCUUACUUAUCAGAAAGAAUUGGCACAGUAGAUCACCUCAGCUUGCAGCUGCAACGUAAUCAGAGUUAAGUUCACUAAAUGUACUUCAGAGGCUGAGAUUCUUGCUCUGAGAAGAACUGGCAGUGAGAAUUUACGGCUGAAUAUUUAGCUGAUUUCAUCAAUCUAGAUGAGACAACAAAUGCAACAACUUGCAGAAAUUUGAUUAGUGUAGAGAUUCGAUUGUGGUCCAUAAGUACUUUGUUGACAGUAGUCAGAUGAAAUCAUUAUUUUGACAGUCAUGACAUCAACAGACAAAAUGAAUCAGUUGUGAGAUCAGCUAUAUUGACAUGUCAUAUGAGUCUGGAUCAACAGAAGGUUGUCAGAUUCAUGUCCUGCCUCAAAUAUCCAUUUACAUUAGCUGCAAAUGUUCAUUUACGCUUGAAAAACGUGCAAAAUGUUGACAAAGCAUGUGUAAACUGUAUUAUUAACGUGGGUGCUGAGAGCAGACACUCUGCUUCUGAAACAUUUACCAAGCAUUUUAAAAUGGCGAUGGAGCCAUUUGUGUAAAUUUGCUUAAAAUAUUAUUUUUAUGCUUUUUUUUUUGCAUUUUAUUUAUAAUCCAUUUAGCAUUCAAAAAUCAAAACAAAAAUAAAUGAAUACACUUUAGAGAUCUCAAACACCCAUAAGCUUAUUAACAAGUGGAAGAAUCUGAGACUGUUUCCCCGUGGGGUUUUUGGAAUCAUGAGUAGACCACGUGGUCUGUUUAGAGAAAACUUGAAAUCACAGCAGCCCUCAGGGAGGAAUGAUUAGAAUUGGCUAUCAACAUUAGCAAACCAUUUUUGGUGUACAAGGUUGUCAAAAGACUGAAAGAGUAAAAUAUCACUGAUUGCAGCUUUAAAUACUUGGAUUAAAACAGAAAUUUUAACAUAUUUGUUAAUGUUAUUACAUUUCUAAUGGCAUUGCUAGACACAAUAUAACUUUAAAUAUGAGUGGUUACAUGUGAAAACACCUUUGAAUCAGUGUGAGCAUGAGUGUGUUUUUAUAUGUGCGCAACUGUGCAUGAGUAGUUUCAUACAAAUGUGUGUUUGUGCUAUAUGUACUUAUUAUUAUGGAGCCACCCCAAUUUUACAUUCAUGAAAUAUCUUAACAGAUUCAUUUAUGAAGCCUAUGAAGAUUUUCUAAGGAGACACUUUAUGUAUGCUGCCAAAUCGAGUCAAACAGACUUGUCUGACUAAUAUUGCACUAUUAUACACUAGAGUAUCCCUCACUCGGUGAGAUGAUAAUUCCAAAAAAAAAAAAAAAAAAAAAAAAAAAGUGCAAUGUGCUACAAAGCACAAACUUUGUAUAAUGCCAAAAUUAUGUGCCAGCUUUCACUGUGACGACAAACUACACAUAACUCAUUCUCCAUGGGUUUUGAGAGAUCAUACAGUUUGUAGCAUCAUACAAACUUGAACUCAGGUUUUAGAAAAUCAUCAGCAACCCUUUGAAGUCCUUCCAGAAACUUCCAUAUGUUUUCUCCAGUGAGUUGUUUCAUGAUACAAAGCUACCAUAGUAUAAGUGAGGCUCAUUUUCAUAAGGCAGGUUUAAAUAAGUCAGUGAACCAUUCCUACAGUCUUACAGGUGAUCAGUCACACUGAUUGACCGACAACAGAACUAUGCUUAUUAGCUUUCCGAGAAUGAGAUGAGAAGGUAGAUAUCAACCCUGUAUCUCUGUUAAAUAUGGAGCUAGAGCCAAUAGGCAGCAGACCUAGCUUAACAUGAAGUUCCAGCAUGUGACUUCCUCUAAAAACAAAAAUUGUCAUUUUUGUUUGUACAUGGAUGAAACACAUCAUAUAUAGUGUUUAUUGUGAGCUUUAGAGGCCAGGGUAGGUGAGCUAAUCGCCUUGUGGCGGCAGCUCGACACUCCAGGCAGUGAGAGGUCAUUCUUGACCUUGGGAAUAACAGGUUGAUAAAAUACUCUUAAGGUCAACUUACUAGCUUUUUCCAGGACCUCAUCUCACAGCUUUCAUGAACAAUUUCAAGUUGGCCUUGAUGUCAUGGACUUGGAUUAACUUCAUGACACAUGGCAGCUGCUGAUGAAGAUAGCGAUAUGUAUGGCAUUAUAUUUGUGUCUCACAUACAUGUUUAGCACAGAGGAAAAAAAAUUAAUAAACAUAUAGAUUAUAUUUUGUCAAAAAGUGAUCAUCAUGUAAGAAUCAUUAACAAAACUCAAUUCUGUGCUAUCUGUAUAAACUCUUGCAUUUGAUACUUUGUAUGCUGAGCAUCCUCAGAAUGUUCCAUCAUGUAUUUAGAAACAAGACACAUAUCAUAGAGAUGCAGCUGAGGGAAGAGCUAAUGAGAUUUAAGAUUAUUUUGUCAAGCUUGGUCCUCAUUCUACUUGCUAUCAUCAAACGGUAAACAGGCUUUAAACAGUAAGUGCUGCUUUUCUGAGCCUUCUUUAUGAAACACCUCUCUGGUUCAUGGUUCAUUUGGAACAAGUGAAAGUGCAGUCUUUUGAAUUUCAGUCAAUUAAACUCAUCCUUAUUAUUUUUUUCUGCUUUGUGGCUAUAAUCAGGCCCUCGCACUAUUAGUCUUACUUUAAAGAGGGAUGAGUCAUAUCACUUUAAUGUAGGUUAAACACAGAAGUUUACUUAUCUAUCAACAUAUCCAAGUUUGAUGUAGGUGUAGGUGACCAUCUAAGGACACCAACACUGCCUGACAUUGAUGACUGUGUAUGUGUGAUGUGUUGUGUCCCAGUGUUGUGACAGCUUUAAGCGUCUUCCCAGACUGGGGACAGGGAUCUCCUGUCAGUGUUGAAAUGACACUGAAAGAUGCUGUCUAAACAUGAAGCCAUUUUAAUGUGACAUUUUUGAUUUCUCACUUCCAUUGUGGAUUUUCUCAACAGUGUAAAGAAACAAAGUGACACCUUGUAAGACAAAGGGAGUAUCGAUAUGAGCACUGUGUGUUGUCUGCACUAGAAAUAAAGAUUUACUGUGA